Molecule: messenger RNA, 4575 nt
Organism: Heterostelium album PN500
Lineage: Eukaryota; Evosea; Eumycetozoa; Acytosteliales; Acytosteliaceae
Exons: 1
Coding region: 1-4575 (1524 amino acids)
Biological process (GO): protein targeting; protein import
Cellular component (GO): membrane
Molecular function (GO): protein binding; ATP binding; ABC-type protein transporter activity
Source: RefSeq, a predicted model, not a curated record
AUGUUAGAUUCUUUUAGUCCAAUCGAAUUGGCAGCUCAUCAAAAUAAUUUAAAUAAUUUGAAUACACUCAUUGAUGAAUGUGGAAUAAUUGAUGAACCAACCGAAUUUAAAUUUGGUGAUCAUGGUACUCCACUAGACAUUGGUAUCCUCAACAACUCAAAGAUUUUAAUUGAUUCUUUCAUUAAGAGUCCUGACGAUUCAAAUGUUCGUUGGACUAAAGUGGUAGCAUCAGAUAAUCCAAAGAAUUUGGUAUUGUUGGAGAAUCAAACAGAACUCUAUGGUAUCGUUCCAAAUCUCAAAUUCAAUGCACUUCACAUUGCUGCAUAUUACAAUUGUCAUAAUAUUACCGAAUACCUCUAUCAAAUCGGUAUAAAUGUUAAUGAAGUUUGUGGAAUUGAUUCCAUGACCCCCAUUCAGCUUGCAUCUAAUUAUAACAAACCCCUAUUCAUCAAGAGUUUGGUCAAUGCCAUUAGAAGUAUUUCGGUGGACAAUGAAUAUGUCGACUCGCUACUAAGACCUAGUGGUGUUUCAGGUGGAAGAAAUGCACUACAAAUUUCAAUGUUUAAAGACAACUUUAUUUCCUCGUAUAUUUUGAUGCAAGCAUCAUCAGAUGUUUCAGAAGGUCAACCGUCCAUCCAACUUCUCAAAUUCUUCAAAGCAAAUCCACAUUCAAUUGCUUGGUCAAGAAUCGAAAAUACACUCCAAUAUCUAAUUAUUUUUGGUGAUAACUCUUUAUUCCAACUUUCUUCUGAAGAAUUGAAUAUGUACCAAGCCACCCAAUUUAAUUCAUUUUAUAAUUUGGCAUCGAGUAUCAAAUGGAGUGAUAGACUUUCUUAUCAAAGUAAAUUCAAUAGAGCCCUUCAUUUUGGAUUUACAGAGUCUCAAUCAAAAGAUAUCUUAAAUUCAGACUGGUUAGCUCCAUUCACAACAAUCCCACCCAAACCAAUCAAUGAUUCAGAGUGCUCAGAUAUUCUUCAGCGGCAAAGUAUUCAAGUUACAAGUCACCAUUAUGAGUUCUUGAAAUCAAUCUUGAGUGAAAAGUCAUUAUCGAGGUUGAAUGAAUUUAGAAACAAUGAACAAUUGGAGAGAUAUUUUAUUUGUUUGCAAACAAUGUAUGAACAUCCCCAGAGAACAAAUUUAAUUCAAUUAUUCGAUAAAGUUUUUGGAAGACAAUGGCCACUUGAUAUGCUCUUCAAAACAACAACUUUUACAGAAGUCGUGAUUGAAAUCAUCAGUACCAAUAAUACUGCAUUGUGGAAUUGGUUCAUCAACCACUUUACAUUAAGAUUAAUAUCAUCGAUCGAUGAAAAAUCUAUAAAUUUGGCAAUUUUUAGAAUGAAAAAAUUCAUUAAUCUUUUGUUGCACACCAAGAAUAAGAUUCGAUCACUUGAUCACCUUUCUUAUCCUCCCACUGAUCUUCAGCUUUCAUUCCAAAGUGAUACUGGAAUUGCCAAUAUGGAAUUGGCAAUUAAAUCUCUCAGUAUUCAAGAUAAUCUAAGAUUUAUUCAAGCAUCACUACUUCACAACCUUCCAAAGAACAGAGAAUAUAUUGAAUACUGCAUCGGUCAAGCUCAGAUUGAUUCACUUUUAGUUUGUAGACAAGUGUUUGAAGUCUCCCAUUUAUCAGCAUAUAGUAAAAACAACAUUGAAAAACAAACACUUCAACUCCCAUCAACAUGUGGUUUGGCAAUCAACUCAACAUUCAAAGGCUUAUUAGGAUGUGUAUUGGUUCCAGUACAUGCAACAUUUAUGAAUAACUUUAUUACCAAUAUUAGAAUUAUUCAAAUGUUUGACAAUAUUUCCGUUCCAGUUGGUUGUAAGCUAGCACUCAUCCAAUACUUUAUUACUGUACUUGCACAUCAUAAAUUUAAUAUUAUCUCGAGAAGUGAUAUACUUGACUCUUCAAGAGUAGAGUGGGCUAGGGAAAUGCAAAAGAUCAUUUCUUUAGUUCCUCAGCUUUUAAAAUCGAUUGGAGUUACAUAUUUUUCAAAGCUUGUCAAACUUGUAGAGAACAAUCACACAUCAUUUAAUCUCAUGUCAGAGAAAUCAUCUUCACUUAGACCUUUCAUUGAUUUGACCGACAAUAUUCUAUCGUCAUGGGCAGAGAAUAUUCCAAAAUCUAAAAUAUUGAACGCCAACACCUAUGAAUCAUUGAGAUCAAUAUUUAGGGAAGAGCAAGAUAAAAUAAUCAAAGCCAAGAUUAAUCAGAAAUCUUUUGUUGAAGUUAUCAAGAAUUUUAAAGCACCUCUAAACAUGAAUCCUCUUCCAAACCAACAUCUUGCUCUCCUUGAAAAGAUCUACACUGAGGUCGAAAAGAAUCAAGAGAAACACAGAAACCUCUCACAACAACAAUUGAUUAACAUUUGUAUUGAAUCAUCAAAUCAAUUGAAAUUUGAUAAUUCAAAACAAUUAUUCAAUCUUAAGAAUGUCAAAUCAUCUGUAGAAAUCUUGUCUGCACUUAGAUGGUUGAUUUAUCUCAGCUUUGGAAUAUAUCCAUAUUCGACCCAAAUGUGCACUGUCAUUGGUUUAUUGUUAUGUAGAGAUGGUAAUUCAGAUUUAGGUGGUAGAAUUGCUCAAGUUUUGACUGGGGAAGGUAAAUCAACAAUAGUUACCCUUUUAACAUCAUAUUGUGGUUUGCUUGGAAAGCAGAUUGAUGUUAUCACCACCUCUGAGUAUUUAGCAUAUCGAGAUUUCAUCAAAUAUGAAUCAUUCUAUCAACUGAUUGGAAUUUCAUGCUCUCAGAUCACUGGUCAACUACCACCAGAAUCAGCAUUCAAUGCGCAAAUUUUGUUUGGUACUAAUACAAAUUAUGAAUUUGCUCUACUUAGAGAUGAACUCUAUGGUUCCAAGAAUUUGUUCACAGAUGGAAAACCACGUCUCAAAGAGAUUGUCAUUGUUGAUGAAGUUGAUAGUUUAUUUAUUGACUCUGCAUUCAACUCAGCAAGAAUGGCUAUACCAUCUCAAGAACACCAUGGUUUCAUCUAUCAACCAAUUUCAAACUAUGUUAAACAACACUUGAUCUCUUGGGUGGUUGUUGAUGAAAACGAGAAUGAUGAAGAAAAAGAAAAACAAAUCUCUCAGAGUGUCAAAGAUUCCCAUAUCAAAGAAGGAAGAGAGAUUUUGAAGAAAUCAGUGCAAGAGCUUCCUUAUGACGAAAAAACCAAAUCACACACUCUUGAAUGGGUUCAAUCAAUGAGUGACCAAAGAAUUAAAUUAAUCUUGUCAUGUGCAAUCCAAUCGUUCUUCCUGAAAGAGGGUAUUGACUAUGUAAUUACUCAAACUAAUGAACAUGGUCAAAACUUAGGAAAUUCCACAGUGGUGAUUGUUGAUAAAGAUAACACUGGAAGACUGAUGAUUGGUUCAAGAUAUUCUGAUGGUCUUCAUGAAUUCAUUGAAGUCAAACAUAAUCUUCUUCCAGAGAGAGAUAGCUUAACUGCAGCUGCCAUUUCUCAUCCAUCGUUCUUUAGCAUGUAUGAUACUAUUUUUGGUCUAACUGGAACUUGUGGCGAAGAACAAGAGAGAGAAGAAUUGAAAUCAAUCUACAAUGUUGAUACCUUCGAUGUGCCAAGUUAUCUUCCAUCAAAGAGAGUAAAACUUCAAUCAUUGAAAUUCGAUGACAACGAAGAAUACCAAAAGAGAGUCAUCCAAGAAAUCAAGGAGAAUCUCUCACUAUCUCGACCAGUUUUACUAUUGUUGUCAACCAUUAAUGAUUCUCAAACCUUUACUGAACUACUUAAAAAUGAAGAAGGAGUUCAUAGAAUUCAAACAUUGAAUGAAAUGCAAAUGGAAAAUGAGGAAGUAAUUAUUACAAGAGCUGGCGAACCUCGAACUCUUACCAUCGCCACCAACACAGCAGGUCGUGGUACUGAUAUAAAGUUAACAAGAGAAUCGUUGUCUGCUGGUGGAAUUCAUGUGAUCUUUGGAUUUUAUCCAUCAAACAUUCGUGUUGAAAAUCAAGGCUUAGGAAGAGCAGGUAGACAAGGUCAACCUGGUUCAUGUCGUAUCAUUAUCUCUAAAGAAGAUAUUGCAAAAUCUAGUCUAGGUAAUAUGCUAAAAUCAUUUGAAGAUUUCGACCAUUUCCGAUCUUUGAAAUGCAUUUUAGUUUCUGGUUCUCGUCUCCAAAGAAGUAAAAUUGACCAAUUGCAAUAUAAAUUAUUAGAAAAAUUCUUUUCAUUGAUGAAACUCAUUAGAACCUCAUGUACUGUUGAAAAUCUAUCGACCCUUAUCCAAUCGGUUAAAAGUAAAUCGACCUCUAAAUGUAACUGCAAUAAUCAAGAGCAACUUAGGAGAUUCACAGAGUCGUUGGCAUACCAAAAUCUCAUUGAAGGUACAUAUAAACUUGAUAUCAACAAUCAUUCAUCUGUGGAAACAUUCGCAAUUCGUCUAUCAACUGCCAUUAAAGAAUUUUACUUACAAGAUUGGUCAGAAAUAUUUACAUCUCACUUUAACAUUUCCAAUCACGAUGAAACAGUUUAUCAAUUUGAUUUAUGGUGGCUCCUAUCUGGUGCAUCGUGCAUUGAAGAAAAUAUCGAUGAUCAUAUUGUAUCAAUUUUAUUAACAUUACAACAGAAAUAA